Messenger RNA from Nanorana parkeri, 813 nucleotides. RefSeq names its product perilipin-2-like. The transcript has 5 exons. The record is from RefSeq and is a predicted model, not a curated record. Gene Ontology annotation, biological process: lipid storage; positive regulation of triglyceride storage. Lineage: Eukaryota; Metazoa; Chordata; Amphibia; Anura; Dicroglossidae. Bases 1 to 813 code for a protein of 270 amino acids. Gene Ontology annotation, cellular component: cytosol; lipid droplet.
AUGCUGAUGGUUCUGCGCUGUAGGGUCACAGGAGGACAACCCGCCUAUGCGGAACCCGCCUAUGUGGGCUUCACUCUUGUUCAGUCGGCGUAUCAGAUCGCUUCGUUUGCAUACCGCGAUGUGAAGAACGUACACCCGGCGGUCGGAUAUUUCUGCGAGGUGUCAGAACGAGGGGCGAAAGCGGCCAGUGACUUGGCUGCAAUCGGGGUGUCCCCGCUCCUCAAAGCCAUGGAACCUCAGAUCGCAGCGGCCAAUAACGUGGCACUUCAAGUGGUGGACCAAUUGGAGAAAAAACUUCCUGUACUGGACCAGCCGGCCGAUGAGGUGGUGUCAGAAUUCCGGGAGAGGCUGGUGAGCGGGGUCAGGACGGUGAGGGACCGGGCUCUGGACAGGGUGCAGAAUGUAGUGGACAGGACUCGGGCAGUGGGCAGAGAAUCCUAUGAGGCCGUCUCUAUAGUCGCCUCUUUCCUGGAGACGUUGGAGGUCAGAGACAUGGUGAAAGUCUCAGUUUAUUUCGUGGUGACCCAAGCGGAGGACCUGGUGGAUCGCUACCUACCCGAGGAAUCAGACAUAUCUCUAGGCCUGCAUGAGGAUGAUGAUGGAGAUACGGGACAAGCUUCCCUUCACUCACUCAGGAACCCUCAGCACAUCAAGAACUCCUUCAAAGGAUUGAACACAUGCUCCACCAAGCCCUACAGGACUCAGGAACCCUCAGCACAUCAAGAACGCCUUCAAAGGAUUGAAUGCAUGCUCCACCAAGCCCUACAGGACUCAGGAGCCCUCAGCACAUCAAGAACUCCUUCAAAGGAUUGA